Dalotia coriaria is the source of this 3042-nucleotide messenger RNA. RefSeq names its product PAN2-PAN3 deadenylation complex subunit PAN3-like. NCBI's taxonomy places the organism in Eukaryota, Metazoa, Arthropoda, Insecta, Coleoptera, Staphylinidae. Gene Ontology annotation, molecular function: ATP binding; poly(A) binding; protein kinase activity. The record is from RefSeq and is a predicted model, not a curated record. The transcript is spliced from 10 exons. The coding region runs from base 565 to 2481 and encodes 638 amino acids. Gene Ontology annotation, cellular component: PAN complex; P-body. Gene Ontology annotation, biological process: protein phosphorylation; mRNA processing; nuclear-transcribed mRNA poly(A) tail shortening.
GCACUCGCCGCACCAAGUGGCUCCUCCAAACCAACGGUUCGCAAAGCAGUGGGUGAAUGCGCGAUGAAGCUUUUGUUUUGAGAGUACGUAGAUGUCAUUUGUGUCGACUUUUCUCAUCAUUUCCCUCGUUUUUCUCGCCGCCGUGGACGACGAGCGAAUGUAUUUUGAACGCAAAACGGUGUGUUAGAUAUCUCGCAACUCAAUCACAGCACCCGCUGGCCGCCCGAAGACGUUCGCGUCGCCAGCGACCAAGCUCCUCUCUUUCCCAAGGUCCCAAGCUGGCCCAUUGUUUUCCUCCGACCGCACGCACGCAGCUUCACACGCCGUAUAGUACUUUUUCCCGCACGUCCUCCGCUCCGUUCCGCUCGAAUCGCUUCAAAAAUCCGCUCGCGAUUACUCGCAAUAUGUAAGUACAAGUCUCUAACCUCAUUCAGUGGUGAUGAUGUUCUAGAAACCCCUCGGCGACCACUUUGCAACAAACAAUGUUAUGUGCAUGCGAGAUAGUUAAACGCAAGUCGCAGCAUUGAUACCUAGCGCGCGGGGCCCUAGCUCGCGACGGUGGGAAUGGACCACUCUUUGUACAUGCCAUUUGCUACCCCAAACGGAGUACCACAGGAGUCCAAGCUGGCCACUUACAUGAAUCGACAAAGUACAAGCACACCUGUGGGUACCAAUAACUUAUCUCAGUCAUUUGCUAAAAUUAGUAUCGAUUCACCCGUUUCUUCCAAGAAAGUAACACCGCAAUCACCUGAGUUUGUUCCCGGAUCUCGUGCUGUCACCUCCAGUAAUUCAGCUUCGCCCAAUUUAUUUAAUACAUACUCGAACCAGCCGAACACGUUCUCAAGGUUGGUGGAUUCUCCACACAGUGGCAAUGGCUCACCGCAUCUUACACCGCAACCGUCGCCACCGCCUAAUAACCUGACAAAUUGUUCUCCAAUUCCAAAUGUAGCUUUAGAGAAACCUUCGGUUGCUGUGGCCUAUCAGGAAAAUGUAAAUGGUACAACGUAUUUCUACCCGACGUCCGGCGAAAACUCGCAAAACACUAACGAUACACUGACGUCGAUGAACAGCAGCAUCGCGGCAAGCUUCCAGGUGUAUCCCGGAUCUCCUAGUCAUGUGAGUACGCUGAAGUCACGCGGCGUCAACUCGUCGUUUUUCGUCUCCGAAAACAUACGAAUGGACAUACUGGAGCGCAAUGCUUUAACACUCCUGCAGGCAGAUCCCGAGCAUUUUCCAGAUCUGCCGCACGAAGUGGAUAACUAUCACGAUCUCUAUCCACUGGAGCCCAUGCAGAAGGCACCAAUGGGCUAUCCUGCUACCAUGUACAAGGCGACCCAUAUCAAGACCGGCGUUCGCUAUUGUCUUAGGAGAAUUCAUGGUUUCCGAUUGCAAAACACCAAGUGUAUGUCCUAUGUAGAUACGUGGAAAAAACUCGUGCAUUCCAAUAUUGUCCAGUUAAAGGAGGUGUUCACAACGAAGGACUUUGGCGAUAAUUCUAUGGUGUUCGUGUAUGAUUAUCAUCCCGGUUCGGAAACCCUCUUGAGUAAACAUUUCCAAAACGAUCAGCUAAAUGGUUAUCAGGACCCGUUCGCCACGGAUCCCUCAACGCCGCGUCCCUACUCACAUCAGAAAAACAACAUUCUCCGUCAUACUCAAUCCAAUAAACUACCCGAACAGGAAAUCUGGAACUACAUCAUUCAACUUACUUCUGCGUUAAGGAUAAUACAUUCUUCAGGUUUGGCUUGUAGAAGCCUGGAUCCAACCAAAAUCAUCAUAACGUCCGGUCAACGAUUGCGUCUCAGUUGCUUGGGUGUGUUGGAUGUGACCAUGACGGACACCUCCAACCACACUGAUUCAUAUCAGCAGGAAGAUCUCGCCGCGUUGGGUAAACUCGUCCUGGCGCUCGCUUGUAGAUCCACGAUGGCCGUUCAACCCAAUAACAUCUCGACUGCGGUCGAAAUUGUAACUCGCAACUAUACUCCAGAUUUAAGGAACUUGAUUUUGUAUCUCUUGUCGAACAGGCGCCGAAGUUUAGUUGACCUCAUGCCGAUGAUUGGCGCGCGAUUCUACAUGCAAUUAGACAAUAGUCAGUCGCUCACUGAUAUUCUAGAGAACGAGGUGGCGAAGGAGCUGGAGAAUGGGCGAUUGUUUAGAUUGUUGGUGAAACUGGGGACAAUUAACGAAAGGCCAGAGUUUAAUUUGGAUCAAACCUGGUCCGAGACCGGUGAUAGAUAUUUACUCAAACUAUUCCGUGAUUACGUAUUCCACCAAGUGAUGGAGGACGGCCGGCCGUGGGUGGACUUGGCACACGUCAUUCAAUGCUUAAAUAAACUAGAUGCGGGCGUUCCUGAAAAGAUAUGUUUGACGUCGAGAGAUGAGCAAAGCAUUCUGGUAGUGAGCUACGAAGAGUUGAAGCACUGGUUGGAUCAGUCGUUCAAUGAGAUUGUGAAUGCCGCAGCGCCGCCAGACAGCGUCACAUAGGCGUAGCAUUGCGUUCCGAAUAAAACUAUAACAAAAAGCGAGACGAAAGCGAUCUUUUCCGCCGUUCUUCUUAUUAUUUUUUUAAAUCAAGAAAUUGUUGGGAUCACGUAUUUAUUUUUACUUAAUUUUUUAUCAAGCAAUUGAGCGAUGAUUAAUUUUAAUUCUCAAACACGCGAUACACACACACACACAUGAAACACAAGACACAACGCGCGAACUAAACAUAAAAAUCAAGUACAAAGCUUUCUGUUACAUAUCUUUUUUUACGUUAGAUUCAUAUUUUGUUAAACUGAUUCGACGUGGAUGCGGACGAUGGCAGCGCGACGAAGGACGAUCCAAAUGAAGUGACACCGAGCUAUACAAAUGUAUCGGCCAUUUUUGCUGUGAGAGUACCAGACGGACACAAAUAUGGUAUUUUAAGAGUAAUUUUUCUUUUAUUAAUUCUACUACUGAUGAGAAAGAUGAGAAAACUGUAACGUUAGCAUAAAGACAUGUCAAAAACUUAAAGUACUUGUGAUAUUGUAAAGAUGAAUUUAUUUCAAUAAAGUUAUUCUUUACUAA